AUGGAAACCAAGCUUACUUCUGGAGCUGUGGAUAGAGUCAAGCUUUCUUUGGGGUUUGAUUCGGGUUUUGAAGUCCUUAGGAAACAUUUUGUAGGGGGACUUAUGCUUUUAUGGAAAGCUGAUGUUUUUAGUCUAAAAGUUGAUAUUAGGCUGGAUAAUGUUUCUGUUCUUGUUCUUUCUAGGAAGAGGUUUCAAUUUCAUAAUAUUAGGUUAGAAAAUGAGGAGUUUUUUCAAAUUGUUCAGCGUUCUUGGAUGAGUCCUUCAACUCUUACUGAUUCUGAUUUUUCUAGUUUUAUGGCCAAACAGGAGUCUUGUAUAUCUUCUCUUAAGUCUUGGAAUGUCUCUGCUCGUAGUUUGUUUAAGAAUAAAAUUGUUGCUCUUAAUAAAAGUAUUGCUGAUCUUCAAAAUAACCUCCCUUUAGAAGAAAGUAAUGUGGCUGAGAUUAAGGCUUUACAAUCUCAAUCGAAUGCUUUCUUGUAUAAAGAGGAAGUGUAUUGGAGACAGCAUGCUCGUGCUAGUUGGCGUAAUGCUGGUGAUAAAAACACUAAGUUUUUUCACCGCUUUGCAUCUAAACGAAAAAAGGCUAACACUAUUCGUUUUCUUAAGACUGAGGAUGGGGAGAUUGUAAACAGUUUGGAGGGCAUUAGUAAUAUUGUCUCUUCUUACUUUGCCAAUCUUUUUCAUUCUCAAGGUUGCGAUUCAGCCUCUGUUGAGCAAAUUCUUUCUGCUUUAGAUCCCCCUCUGAAUAAUUUUGAGAUUGACUAUUUAGGGGAACCUUUUCGGGCUGAAGAAGUGAAGAAAGUUGUUUUCCAGCUUUCUGGGGACAAAGCUCAUGGUUUAGAUGGUCUUAAUGCUUUAUUUUAUCAAAAGGUCUUAGCUAAUCGCUUAAAAAUUAUAUUGGGCAAGGUUGUUUCCCCAGCCCAAAGUGCUUUUGUUUCUGGAAGAGUUAUCUUUGAUAAUAUUCUUUUGGCUCAAGAGGUUGUUUAUGCUAUUAAUGCUAGGAAGCAUGGUAAAUUAGGGUGGGUUGCGCUUAAACUUGAUAUGGCGAAGGCUUUUGAUAGGGUUGAAUGUGUUACUGGUAGUGCUAAGCAUACUCGGGGUCUUAGACAGGGGGACCCCUUUUCUCCUUAUUUGUUUAUUUUGUGUGCUGAAGGUUUAUCUUCUUUGCUUAGACUUCAUCAGGACAUAAAUAGUUUAAAGGGUAUUUCUAUCUCGCGUAGGGCCCGUUCUUUAACUCAUUUAUUUUUUGCGGAUGAUAGCCUUAUUUUCUGUGCUGCUAAUAGAGAUUCUUGUGCUGCUCUAACUGAAAUCUUUGAUACGUAUACUAAAGCUUCUGGCCAAGCUAUCAAUUUUAAUAAAUCUUAUAUUCUGUUCUCUCCCAAUGUUUCUGCUCAGAUUAAAGAUCUUUACCUUACUAAUCUUAAUCUGCAGGAUAAACCUUUCAUUAGUAAGUAUUUAGGUUUGCCCCAAUGUCUCUCGAGGUCUAAGCAUCACUCUUUCUCUUUUCUCAAAGAUAGAAUUUCUUCUGUUCUUCAUUCCUGGCAUUCUAAGUGUUUUUCUAAGGCUGGUAAGGAGAUCCUUCUUAAGGUUGUUAUUCAAGCCAUUCCUGCUUAUGCAAUGGCUUGUUUUAGGUUGCCUGUUAAGCUUUGUAAGGAAAUUGAGGGUGCGAUGGCCAAAUUUUGGUGGGGGUUCUUCUGGAGAUUCUAG
Cannabis sativa is the source of this 1707-nucleotide messenger RNA. RefSeq lists its product as uncharacterized. NCBI's taxonomy places the organism in Eukaryota, Viridiplantae, Streptophyta, Magnoliopsida, Rosales, Cannabaceae. The coding region runs from base 1 to 1707 and encodes 568 amino acids. The transcript has 4 exons. The record is from RefSeq and is a predicted model, not a curated record.